AUGGCGCAGCGGAACUCUCUGAGCGCCUUCGUUGAGAAAUACGAAGUCAGGGAGGAUCUGGGAAAGGGACAAUUCGGCGUUGUUGCGGAAUGCGUGGAGCGCAAUUCCGGCAGGCGACUCGCCUGCAAGGUGGUCGCGGCGCGCAGGCAAGCAAUGGACGCGGCGGGGCGCGAGGCGGUGGCGCUUUCGCUGCUGAAAGGGUGUGAAAAUAUUGUUACUCUCGAAGAUGUCUUUAUCGGGGAGGAGGGGAAGGGGAUGGUGCUUGUAAUGGAGCUUGCUACCGGCGGCGAUCUUCUAACGCGGAUAGAGCAGAAGGGACGGAUUCCGGAGUCCGAGGCGCGUGACCUGUUCAAAGGAGUCGCCAUGGCUUUAAAGCAGUGCCACGAUAACGGGGUGAUUCAUCGUGACGUCAAGCCUGACAACGUGCUCCUGUUUCCCGCCAAAUCUUCUCCCCUAGGGAAAAUUCCCUCAGAAAGCGCUUCACCCACCAGUGUGUCUCCGAGGUUAACUCUAAUAAGCGACUUCAGGGGACGAGGUUGCGAGUUCACGGCGAAGCUCGCGGAUUUCGGCAUCGCGAGGGUGCUUGCACCGGGGGAGAAGUCCGAGGGCUACGCGGGAAGCUUCCCUUAUGAGGCUCCCGAGGUUAUGGCGGGAAAACCGUACGAUUUCUCUGCUGACAUCUGGAGCCUCGGUGUAACUCUGUACGCUAUGCUUUCGGGAAAAUGGCCGACUUUCGCGAACGGUCGCCGUGCGUUUGACGAAGGCAAGGACUGGGACUCCCCAUGCUGGUGGAUUAUAUCAGGCCGAGCGAGGAAUCUCAUCCGUUCAAUGCUCGCAACUGAUCCGCAGAUCCGACCGUCCAUUGAUGAGGUUCUAAGCGACCCUUGGGUUUGCAACAGCUCCUUCCUUCCAUCCUCGUUCUCCAUCUCUCCUUCUGGGAGUACCACCAAGCCAGCUGCCUCGGCCCCUGCUAGGACUGUCACCCCUGCAGCUGCAUUUACCAUCAAGCCUUCACCUGCCGAUGCCGUUACACCCGCUGCACCUCCUAAGACCCGCCUCCCAGCAACUUGCGACCCCUCCUCUACCUUCAUCUUCCCUCUUGCAACGCUCACGAUCAAGACCACGUACAAAACCACGUGCAGCACGGUCAAGUCAUGUAAGAGACUCGCUUCCGAUGUGCUGCAGCGGAAGCAGUGGCGCCGGCACGGCGCGGUUACCAGCAAGCUCUCCCCGUGUGCCAGCAAACUCUCCCCCUGUGCCAGCAAGCUCUCUCCCUGCAACAGCUCACUAUCGCGGCGUCACAGCAGCAGGUCGCAGCGAGGUUCCUUCUCGGCAGCUUCGGGGAGACUCAGUGUGCGGGUUGCUGCUGUGGCAGUUGCUGCAGUGGCAGUUGCUGCAGUGGGAGAGGCCUCUGCUGAUGCGAGAGACGUUCAGUGGUCCUUUAUGAGUGUGUGA
Closterium sp. Yama58-4 is the source of this 1455-nucleotide messenger RNA. The record is from the annotation of a GenBank genome assembly. Lineage: Eukaryota; Viridiplantae; Streptophyta; Zygnematophyceae; Desmidiales; Closteriaceae.